UAGGAAUCUCACAACACAAGGUAAGACUGUGAUAGUGCAGUGUCUGCAUUUGUCGUUUAAGUUAACCACCUCGAUCAAGAACAUGGACAAGGAAACCGUGCUCUAGCUGCUGGGAGUUUGGAAUGACUUGAAAUGUUCUGAUCUCGUGCCCGUACAAGCCUAUGGAUUGUACAGUGUGUGUUAUGUGUUGUCUACAAUAUCAGACCAAACAUCUUGAGUGAGCGGAAAAAUAAACUACAACAACAAAAGAAAGUAAAGAACAAAUAUUUGACGGAAAAUUUUAUGACUAGUUCACUUGCAGAACUGCUGAGAGCAAGAAAUUCAAAUUCACUGAUGAUGUCUACAGGACCACAAGAAACAACAAAUUUAUGAUGUGCUGGAUACAGUGUGGCUAGCUGAUUCUUGGAAGAUGUCUGAAUACAGAAAGUAGGAGAUUGCUGCGAAAACGUUGCUGCGUGCUAGCUCACCUAGCUGGAACGCAUCUGGCUGAGAGUGGCAUUCAUUAAGCAGAGGAAGUUGUGUUCACCACACCAUGUGCAGCUCGGAGUCUCCCUCCCAGCUCCUCUCCUUUGCAGCAUUAGUGUCAAGGGAAACUACUCUCUUGUUUCAAGCGUGACAGUCCAUGCUUCAUUCCCUUGAAUCCACAGACAGAAAAAUCCCUCAUUGUCUCUACCUGCACCCAACAUUUUGCUUCAAGUUUUGAUAACAAUAACAUUUCAAGGAUUGCUUCUGGUGAGUGGUUCAGUGAGUGGAACGCGUUUCCCUUGGCUGCAUGCUUACUGCGCUGAAUUCACACUUGCCCAACCAGGCAGAACUGUGGUGACUGGGAGCUGCAUGACUUUUUUUAUGACUGCUGAGAUAAUAUUAUAGGGACAGAUAUGCUGAAUAGUCAUGACACACAAACACUUUGUGUUGUACUUGUAGUAAUGUGAGAUGCAUGUUUCAACACACGCCUACGAUUAUACUCACGAAAAAUGGCCAGAAUGAUACAAAAAACGAUUAGUUUUUUUCUCCUGCUAGGGUUUUUAUACUUGCUAAAUUCAGGACAGUGUCUAUCCGAUGAUGUCAAUCUAGGCAUUUGGCAAAUGCUGAUGGCUUAUUCUGGCUUGAAAUGUAUUUUUUCCCAAAUUGAAAAUCACGUUUAUUUAUAUCUGUUCAAUAUUUUCAAGACAAUUUUUACAUAUGGAUGGAUUCGAGUUUUGAUUUUUAUUGUCUUGUUAUCAGUUCUUGCUUACUUUUUGUUGCAGUCAUGCUUGAUCGAGUCUUCAACUUAGCACUUGAUUAUAGCAGCGAAAUUGUAUCUAGAUUUGAAAGCAACAUUAUUGAGCUUCACGAAGAAAGAACCGAUUCGAAACGACCGUUGUUCAUCCGAUAACAAAGGGCUUACAGGAACCUAUACUUUUCCAACAGAUAUUUCGGUAUCCCAUGGAGGACGUUAAGAUCAAAUGUUAUGUCCGUGUUUUGUGGUUCUCACACGGCCGCCUCCCUCCUGGUUACAUUGUAUGGCGUAAAGAUGGAGUGGAGAUGAAUCUUUCCGAGAGGCACAGGCACAAAAUAACAUUUAAAGAAGUUUUGGAGUCGGAUACCCACUACGCAAAAAAGGGAUUAAGUUGGUACGAUGUGAAUAGUACGAUCACUAUAUAUCUCUUACAAGACAAUGAUUUUGGUACAUACACUUGCCACAAAGCAAAAUUCUUCGAAAUCGUCGUUCGGGAUUUUUUAGAGAUAUCUGAAAUGUUGUCAGCCCCGAAAUAUCACGAACAACCUUCGCCACCCAAACGCCCAGUAGUUCCAAGGCCGCCAGCACAGUGUCCCCAGGUUCCGAUGCCCCUGCCUCGGUUUCAAGACGAAUAUACCUGGCAUACAGAGAUCAGGCUCAUUAGAAUGGAUCAGCGACGAGAAAUAAUCUCCCUUCCACCAGGCGCCAUUUUGUCAUUCAAAACCAGUUACUGGCACCUUUCAAGAAAUGAUGAAGUUGAUAUAGAGUAUACAGUGAAUGACCAAAACUACUUCGAGCUAUGUAAUGGCUUAUUAAGAGGCUGUUCUAAAUUCCUCUCCCUGUACUGGAAGAUAAUGCACAAUCUAGGAUAUUUUGGAAUUCCACCUUUACAUUUAUUUACAAUCUGGCGUACCCCAUGUUUUCCGGCAAAACAGUAUCAGCUUGUUCAUUGUAUUUGUGAACAAGCUUACGGUUACUACCAAGUUCGGUAUGUUCGGCGAUAUUUCAACCGCACGCUACAGAAUUAUGAACUAAUCGAGAUUGACCACCCACACCAACUGAUCGUCAUUCCAAGGAAACAGGACAUGCUGGACAUCUACACAAACAGCUCCUUUGGACCAGUGUUUCACAAGAGCAAAGAACACGUACAGAAACAAUGCGACAGUGACAGUGUUGGAGAAAUGGCUUCGGCUGUGGUCGAGCUGUUUACAAUGAGAGAAACGAUUUUACUAAUUGUGAUAAUAUGCGUGCUAAUCAUCUGCUUCAUUUUGCUUCAUUUCGCGAUACUGUGCAUAAUAUCUAGGUUUAUUAAACGUCAAAUCUUAGAGAGAGGAAUUGUUAACUUAAUAAGCAUUCGAAAAGCCAGAGAGUUUCAAUACGACAUUUUCUUGUCUUACUCGGACGCUGAAGUCACGCAAGUAAAGGAAAUAUUUCUUUCGUUUUUAGAGACCCGGGGAUUUCGUGUGUUUGAAAGAGAGAGAGAUAUACCCGGAAAUGUACAAGAGUUGCCUGCCUUGGGUGAAGCCAUGGAGAAAUCCAAGAUGUUCUUGCUGAUCGUGACAGAAAGCUACUUUAAUGACAGAUUCAGGAGAGACUUUGAAGCGGCCAUCAUACUAGAGUGCGUUUAUAGCCGCUGCAAGGAUCCAAAAGAAGUCUUGAUCGUCAAGCUGCAGCCAUGUCAGAUUCCAAUGUGGCUGAGCCAGUUCCAUGUUCUCAACUGGACCCCAAAUAUUUCACUGGAAUUCGUCAACGCCAGCUAAUGCAGUGGCUGGCAUCACGUGAUUGUAAAAGAAUUUGUGGAACAUGGGCUGUAGCUGGUAGAACUGUUUUGUUUGUUGCUGUUUUCCUACUGCUGUUAUUUGCGAAGUUUGUUUUAUAAAACUGAACUUGAUAUUUUGACGAAAUGCUCGGUACGUAGGCCAUUCCAUACAUUUAUGAGAAGUGGCAUCAGAUAUCUGCCAUUGCAAGUGUUUUCUACAAAUGGCUUUCUCUUAACGACUGUUGCUGCCUAUCAGGAGAAAAUCAUCUGGAAUAUCCUAUUAAUGAACCGAAAACGUGAAGAAUGGUUUUGCAACCACGUGCUGAAGCGACAACUGCUUUAGUCUGCAAAAUGUUUUCUCAUUUUGUCUUCAACUUGUGCCAUUUAUUCUGCUUUGUAUUUUUUUUAUUUUUGUACUUUAUUUUGUAGAAGAUGUCUGGAAGCUGUUUGAUGUUUAAUAAGUGCGUGCGUGUGGGUUUAUGUGAUUAUACAAUAGUGUUAUUGCGCUCUCGGGCGUUUGUUAUUAGUGUAACAUACAAAGCCAGUAGAAGAAAGGAUGCAGGAUACGUAUCAGCUGACAAAA
Messenger RNA from Pomacea canaliculata, 3561 nucleotides. RefSeq lists its product as uncharacterized. The record is from RefSeq and is a predicted model, not a curated record. The transcript is spliced from 2 exons. NCBI's taxonomy places the organism in Eukaryota, Metazoa, Mollusca, Gastropoda, Architaenioglossa, Ampullariidae. Bases 1426 to 2979 code for a protein of 517 amino acids. Gene Ontology annotation, biological process: signal transduction.